AUGUACAGCAGAGGCAUGGGCAGGAGAGGCAUGUACAGCAGAGGCAUGGGCAGGAGAGGCAUGUACAGCAGAGGCAUGGGCAGGAGAGGCAUGUACAGCAGAGGCAUGGGCAGGAGAGGCAUGUACAGCAGAGGCAUGGGCAGGAGAGGCAUGUACAGCAGAGGCAUGGGCAGGAGAGGCAUGUACAGCAGAGGCAUGGGCAGGAGAGGCAUGUACAGCAGAGGCAUGGGCAGGAGAGGCAUGUACAGCAGAGGCAUGGGCAGGAGAGACAUGUAUAGCAGAGGCAUGGGCAGGAGAGAAUUUCACCUCCGAAGACCUCACACGCCACGUUUGCCUCUCGGCCCCGCCCCUUCCUACUUCCGUGCCAUCUCUGAUUGGCCCUGGCGUCUCCCUGAUAAUUACCCCACUCCGUCUCCUCUCCACCACAAUUAG
This is a messenger RNA of Knipowitschia caucasica, 432 nucleotides long. The record is from the annotation of a GenBank genome assembly. Lineage: Eukaryota; Metazoa; Chordata; Actinopteri; Gobiiformes; Gobiidae.